AUGACACCCAUCACUGAAAUCCAAGGUGAUCUCUUCGACGCACCGGAGGGGGUUUCUUUGAUUCACGCGUGCAAUUGUCAAGGGUCAUGGGGCAAAGGGGUUGCCCAGGGUUUUAGGGAAAAAUACCCAGCCGCUUACCGCAUCUUCCGCGCCCACUGUCAACAAUACUUGGCCAAUCCACAAAUACAAACACAGCCCAUUCCCGGCACAGGACCAAACGCCGAUCGCCAACAACCUCGCACUGUCAAAUUACCUGAAGGCACAGCCCUGGUAAAUCUCACCACAGCCAGCAGACUACCAGCCGCGCCCGCAGCCGCGGUCUCACCUGCAAUCACAUUUCCAACUUGGCCCCAGCAGUGUCAGUCGUGGGCGCGGAGAGGUCCAAGACCACCUCCAGCGGGGAAAAAGCAUUGGAUCAUCUGCCUCUUUACGUCGUGGCACUAUGGCCCGCAGAACAGGAGUCCACCAGAUCUCAUUUUGGCCAAUACAGAGCUUGCUGUUGCUGAUCUGAAAAGACAGCUUGCUACUUUUUCCGCUACUGUUGCGGAGAUGGCAGGAGAGGGGCAACCAGGGCAGCUAUGGGGAUGUAGAUUUAAUGCGGGGCUUUUUGGUGUGCCGUGGGAGCGGACAAAAAGGAUGCUGGAGGAGGCGGGGUUGAGGAUGACGAUUGUCAGCCCACCAGGGCAAUAG
This is a messenger RNA of Paracoccidioides lutzii Pb01, 690 nucleotides long. RefSeq lists its product as hypothetical. Gene Ontology annotation, biological process: peptidyl-glutamate ADP-deribosylation. Bases 1 to 690 code for a protein of 229 amino acids. The record is from RefSeq and is a predicted model, not a curated record. The transcript is spliced from 4 exons.